AUGGAGGGGACCCGGGGGACGCGGCUGGAGGAACUCGAGAGGGAGAGCCUGGUGGGAGCUGUCCAUGGGGUGUCAGGGCCGGUGGUGACAGCCACGCGCAUGGCGGGCGCGGCCAUGUACGAGCUGGUGCGGGUGGGACACGCGGAGCUGGUGGGGGAGAUCAUCCGGCUCGAGGGGGACAUGGCCACGCUCCAGGUGUACGAGGAGACCUCGGGGGUGCAGGUUGGGGACCCAGUGCUGCGCACGGGGAAGCCGCUCUCGGUGGAGCUGGGCCCAGGAAUUUUGGGAUCCAUUUUCGACGGGAUCCAGCGGCCACUGCGCGACAUCGCCGAGGCCACGCGGAGCAUUUACAUCCCCCGGGGCACCAACGUCCCUGCACUGCCGCGACACCUCACCUGGGACUUUGUCCCCAGCAAGGACAUUAGGGUCGGGAGUCACGUGACGGGAGGGGACAUUUACGGGACGGUGCCCGAGAACUCUCUGCUGCAGCACCGGCUCAUGGUCCCCCCCCGCAGCCGCGGCACCGUCACUUAUGUCGCGCCCCCUGGCAACUACAGCGUGACGGACGUGGUACUGGAGCUGGAAUUCCAGGGGCUCCGGGAGCAGCUCUCCAUGCUCCAGGUGUGGCCCGUCCGGCAGGUCCGGCCCGUGGCCGAGAAGCUCCCGGCGAACAACCCACUGCUCACGGGACAGAGAGUCCUGGACGCGCUCUUCCCGUGUGUCCAGGGGGGCACCACGGCCAUCCCGGGCGCCUUCGGCUGCGGGAAAACCGUCAUCUCCCAAUCCCUGUCCAAGUAUUCCAACAGUGACGUCAUCGUGUACGUGGGGUGCGGGGAGCGAGGGAACGAGAUGUCCGAGGUUCUCAGGGACUUCCCCGAGCUGACCAUGGAGGUGGGCGGCCGGACCGAGUCCAUCAUGAAGCGCACAGCACUCGUGGCCAACACGUCCAACAUGCCUGUGGCUGCCAGGGAGGCCUCCAUAUACACGGGGAUCACCCUGUCCGAGUAUUUCAGGGAUAUGGGGUUCCACAGCUGCCUCCUGGCAGACUCCACAUCCCGCUGGGCAGAGGCCCUCAGGGAGAUCUCAGGGCGCCUGGCAGAGAUGCCUGCAGACAGCGGGUACCCCGCAUACCUGGGUGCCCGCCUGGCCUCGUUCUACGAGCGGGCAGGGCGGGCACGGUGCCUCGGGACCCCCUCCCGCGAGGGCAGCGUCAGCAUCGUCGGAGCCGUGUCCCCACCUGGAGGGGAUUUCUCGGACCCCGUGACCUCGGCCACUCUCGGCAUCGUGCAGGUGUUCUGGGGGCUGGACAAGAAGCUGGCCCAGCGGAAGCACUUCCCGUCUGUGAACUGGCUCAUCAGCUACUCACGGUACCUGCGGGCGCUGGAGCCGCACUAUGAGCGGCUCCAUCCCGAAUUCCCAAACCUCCGCAACCGCGCCCGGCAGAUCCUGCAGGAGGAGGAGGAGCUGGCCGAGAUUGUGCAGCUCGUGGGGAAGGCGUCCCUGGCCGAGGGGGACAAAGUGACCCUGGAAGUGGCCAAACUGCUCAAGGAUGAUUUCCUGCAGCAGAACGGCUACUCCUCCUAUGACAGGUUCUGCCCGUUCUACAAGACCGUGGGGAUGCUGCAGAACAUGGUGACCUUCUAUGACCUGGCCCGGGGGGCCGUGGAGGCCCCCGGGGGAGCCGAGGACCACCGGGUCACCUGGGCCACCAUCCGGGAGGGGCUCGGGGACAUCCUGUACCGCCUCAGCGCCAUGAAGUUCAAGGACCCCGUGAAGGACGGCGAGUCCCAGAUCCUGGCGUCCUUCGCACAGCUCCACGAGGACAUGACCGCGGCCUUCCGAAACCUGGAGGACUAA
Myiozetetes cayanensis is the source of this 1857-nucleotide messenger RNA. Its product is annotated as V-type proton ATPase catalytic subunit A-like. The coding region runs from base 1 to 1857 and encodes 618 amino acids. Lineage: Eukaryota; Metazoa; Chordata; Aves; Passeriformes; Tyrannidae. Gene Ontology annotation, cellular component: lysosomal membrane; proton-transporting V-type ATPase, V1 domain. Gene Ontology annotation, molecular function: ATP binding; ATP hydrolysis activity; proton-transporting ATPase activity, rotational mechanism. The transcript has 14 exons. Gene Ontology annotation, biological process: proton transmembrane transport; ATP metabolic process. The record is from RefSeq and is a predicted model, not a curated record.